This is a messenger RNA of Gallus gallus (chicken), 6810 nucleotides long. RefSeq names its product Kruppel-like factor 3 (basic) (gene KLF3). Gene Ontology annotation, molecular function: DNA-binding transcription factor activity, RNA polymerase II-specific; RNA polymerase II cis-regulatory region sequence-specific DNA binding. The transcript has 7 exons. Lineage: Eukaryota; Metazoa; Chordata; Aves; Galliformes; Phasianidae. The record is from RefSeq and is a predicted model, not a curated record. The coding region runs from base 2037 to 3080 and encodes 347 amino acids. Gene Ontology annotation, biological process: regulation of transcription by RNA polymerase II.
GCACACAGACCCGGAGCCACCGCGGAGGCGCCUCAGCCGCGGGACACGCCGGCCCGGAGUCGCCGCAGCGCCCCCAGCCCCGUCGCCCCGCGCCGUCCCGGCCCUGCGGGAGCGCCGCGUAAGUGCGAGGGCCGGGACGGGAGGGAGCUGCGGCGGCGGGACGGGCUGCGGGAGGGGGAAAGUUUGCCGGCUCCGCGGAGCCCGGGGCGGGAGCGGGGAGAGCGGAGCCGGGCGGAGCGCGGGGCCGGACUCGCUUGCCCCCGGCGGCGCCUCCUGCGUGGCGGCGUGGCCGGGGCUCCGCGCACCUGCGCGGUCGCCGGGGGCGCCCGGGUACUCGACCGCUCCUCGGGGGUCCGGCGCGGCCCCCUCGGGGGUUCGGCCGCGGGAAGAGGGGACGGUGUCACCGGGUCCCAACGUGGCACCGCGCCGGGCAGCCCUGGGGUGAAAAGAACGGCGGGUUCUGCGGCUCCGUCGGACGGCGAGUGCUGCCCGGCGGCGGGGAACGCCGCUGCAGAAGCUCGCCGUUGGGAAGUGCCCGGCCCGGCCCGCUUAACCGAGGACGAUACGGGCUCUCGGAAAUAGGUUUUCCCGCAUAUCGUCACCGAGUGUAGCACCACGUUGCAGCGGGAUCGGUGAAGUUCAACCACGCAGCGUCCAGGGAAGCGCCGCGGUUAAAUACGGAAUUAGCAAUAACGACCGUAGUUCGGCUCCCUUUUCUGGAUGUCGCUUUGUAAAGCCGAAAAGGGAGCGGGAUAUUUGCUUUGGAGCGGAGUCAGCGGCAGCCCGGGGACGCGGGGAGCGGGCACUGAGGCGGGCGCCCGAGGGCUGCGUGAGGCGCGCAGCGGAGCCGGGCCGCCUCGUGCUCGUGCCGCUGCCCGGCAGCGCGGUCAGGUAUCCGCAUUGUCCGCCCGCUGCGUUCGUUUCCCGGCCCCUGAAAGAGCAGGAAGUGGAGCUGGGCUCUGAGGGCUGUAUUGUUGCUAGAAGCUCCGUUUGAGUGGCGGGAGGAGAGCUUUGAAGACUUUAUUUAAGCUAAUAAUAUCCGUGAAUGCUCGUUACCUGCACCCAAGACAAAGGAUUACACGGCUCCACGGUAAUGACUUUUUCCACUGAGCGCUUUUAAGACGCGUGUUCUCGGUAAUUGCAUGAGGAACUCCGUGUGAGAGGAGCUCCACCUGGAUCUGAUAAUCCCGCCUGACCCUGGAGAGUUACUUCAGACCAACUUGCCUAUUUUUAAGAACUUUUUGUCUGUUAUCAAAAUACGAAAACCUGAGGAUGCUGACAUGAGUGACCUCUUCUGUUUUUGUCCAAGCAAACAAAUGCCUUUUUUUUUUCCUGCCCAGAAUGCACUGUGCAGGCUGUGAGGGAGGCUGGGGUCAAGGGCAGGGAGAAAAGAUACUAAAUGUGUUGCUUCCUUCCACGAGGAACCGGACAGAACUUCCUCUUAGUAGCAGAGCCCUGAGCAAGCCCUGAGGUGCUCUGGGGAUGUGACCUGUGCAACCAGUGCCUGCAUUGCCAACAGCAAAAGCCUUCAGACAAAUAACCGUGUAAAUGUGAGCGAGAUCAGACAAAGGUUCUGAGAUGUUGGAGAUAAGAGUUGUGCAACCCUGGUGCUGCUUACAGUCCCAGAUACUCGAGCUGAAGAGGAGCUGAUAGGUCAGCGUGGAGCCGACAGCUGCUGGAGCCCAUUGCCAGCAGUGCUGCUGCUGUGACCCACCAUGUAGUUUGCUGUGAGGUGGCCUCACAGUGGCAUUAGGUGUCCCACUUGUGGGGUGCAAACAACCAAAGCGUGUCAGGGAAGAUGGUACUGAAAGCACAGCUUCGAAGGAAAGCACACCUUGAAGUUGCCGUAAUGAGCAUCUGGAUAAGAUGCACCCUUGCUCUGCCUCCACCUUGAGGAGUUCAUUUGUUGAGCUUUGAGAAUAACAGUAUUACCUCCACAGGUCGUGAGUCUGUUCAGAAUUGCAGAUAACGAGAAGUGUUUGUCCACACAGUUUUGGCCAGGACAUCACAGGCAUCAGAAGAGGUGAAUAAAGAAGAUGCUAAUGUUUGAUCCAGUCCCUAUCAAGCAAGAAGCUAUGGACCCCGUUUCAGUGUCAUACCCAUCCAAUUACAUGGACCAAAUGAAGCCAAACAAAUACAGCGUCAUUUAUUCUGCACCAAGCAUGUUGCACAAUAAAUUCUACUCAAACCCUGACGGACUGUCGAAUGGAAUCCAGAUGGAGCCAGUAGACCUCACGGUGAACAAGCGAAACUCACCGCCUUCGGCUGGCAGUUCUCCCUCCCCUUUAAAAUUUCAGACUGUGCAUAGGAGAACUUCCCCUGGAUUGACUCUGUCCUCACCCAGCUCUCCCAUCAGUAAAUUCACGCCAUCACCCCCAGGAGUACAGCCGUUAUCCAUGCCUAUAACAAUCCCUCCUGUAAUGGCUGCCGCUCUUUCCCGCCAUGGACUGAGAAGCCCUGGAAUACUCCCGGUCAUUCAGCCUGUUGUAGUCCAGCCAGUUCCUUUCAUGUAUGCUCCCCAUCUCCAGCAGCCCAUCAUGGUGUCCACAGUCCUUACAGAUGAGAUGGAUAGUCCAAGCAGCAUGCAAGUGCCUGUUAUUGAGUCCUUCGAGAAGCCAGCGCUGAAGAAAACAAUUAAAGUAGAACCGGGAAGCGAACCAGCAAAGACUGACUUCUAUCCUGAGCGAAUGUCACCUCCAAUGACCUCAUUGUCUCCGCAGGAAGUAAUGCUGCAAGAGAAUCACCCUUCGGUUAUAGUUCAGCCAGGGAAGAGACCUUUGCCAGUGGAGUCACCAGACACGCAAAGAAAACGCAGAAUACAUCGGUGCGAUUAUGAAGGCUGCAACAAGGUCUACACUAAAAGCUCCCAUCUGAAAGCUCACAGAAGAACCCAUACAGGUGAAAAACCAUACAAAUGCACUUGGGAGGGAUGCACGUGGAAGUUUGCUCGUUCUGAUGAACUAACGCGGCAUUUCCGCAAGCAUACGGGAAUCAAACCUUUUCAGUGCCCAGACUGUGACCGUAGCUUUUCACGUUCGGACCACCUUACUCUUCACAGAAAACGUCACAUGCUAGUCUGAGUGUCUUCUGUCCCCGACUCCUGUCAACACGUUUUUUUACACAUGCAUUUUAAUUUGGGUUCAGCUGGUCUGAAUCUCUGGAGUUUAUACCAUUAAAAGCUUACAUAUGGUCAGUACUAGAUGUUAUCUAACCCUUCUAUGUCCUUGCCACGGGUCAGACCUAAAGAAUGUGAACAAUUAUUUGUUUUGUUUUUCUUUCUCCUGGGGAUGCUAAGCAAACCCUUUCUUCAGAGAGUAUGUUUAAUGUAUUCCAUUGUGAAUAAGGGAAUUUGUAAACAAACAGCUUUUGUUGGUUUCUUCAUAUAAUCAACCCAGUGUAUACUGAUAAACUAGUAAAUGUUUCUGAGUAUCAAAAAUGCUCAUCCUUGGCAGAGACAUUAUUUAUGUGCCCUGUACAAGGCACACUCAGAUUUUAUGCUCAGCAAUGCAGUGAAUGGACUUCCUCAACCUUGCUGAUUUCCGCAGUAUGAUUAAUACAACAGUUUUAGAAAGACACCUGAUUUAGAAAUCCCCUCUGCCCAAACAGUGGGUAGCACUGUAGAAAUAAAUCUAAGCAAUAUACUUUACACAAAGAUUGAGUCAUAGUAUCACUCACCUCAGUCAAGAAGAAAAAUUAGGAAAAAUCGGUCUGUACAUAACACUGUGCAACUAAACCAAUGUCAUCUGUCCUUUGUAUUAUACCAUAGUAUCCAACCAUGUUUUUAUUGCGUACUGCCCUGGUGGAUUUGUUAAAUGAAGAUCUUGUGUGAUGCUGUAUGUCUGUUUUGUGUGCAACUGUGUGGAUGGAACACAUACGGUACUCUCCUAUAACAUGGCAUUAAAGGAUAUUCAUAGAAACCUUCCACACCACAUUUCAGGGUUAUAGACUAUCCCUCUGUAAUCACUCCCCUACGUUUCCUCUACUCUAAAUAAUUUUUGUCUCCUUACUGUACCUCAGAAAAUAGAAAUCAUCGUGUCAGAAAUGCUCCAAUGUAUUGUUGCAAGUGCCACUUUAAUACACUACAGUAUUUUGAAAUAUUCACUAUAUUUUUAUGACAAGAUGGCAUCAAAUAUGAAGCACCUCUGAGAUAAAAUGAGUCAUGUAUCUGUUUGGUUAAAAGUGUGUAUGUCAAAUCAUGCAUUUGACAGCUCUGAUCUGUGGCUUUGAUAUUCUCCCAGCGCUGGGUGGGCUGAGCUUCCCUUGUGGAUGUGUCCAUCGCAUUAAAACAUCGCGUCACCAACUCCCAUGUCAGUAGCAAAGGCAGCUCAAUUGCUCAAAUACAAACAAACUGAAUUGAGACAACCUCCAGCUGAUCCUAGCAAUGUUCCAGUACUUGGAGCUUUCCCACAGGCGGGACUGUUUCUCUCCUUAUUAGCUGUCAGGUUCUGUGCUACUAAAAGGAAACAGGAUCUGUUUGUCUAGACUUGAGCACACUGUUGAGUGUUUGUUCUUCACCCUGUGUGAGGUGAACACAAUUCCGUGCCAUAUAAACUUGUUAAAAGUCAGAUUUUCCUUUGUCUUGGAAAGCCCCACUGGAAAACAAGGCUGUGGGGAGGAGAAGGUUUGCAAAGUCCUCCAGGAGGAGUCAGGUUGGAGGUCCAUCUGCAGGUGGGUACCUCAGGACCUGUGGAGAGCAAUGCUGGGCUGCGUUCUGGGGAGUCCAAGAGCAGCAGGCUGAAGUAAUCUGAAGGUGCACGGCUUGGAACAUGAGGAGCCUUCCACCUCUGCAUCCUUGAUGGUGGGGUUUCCAGCUGAUGUGCUAACAUCCGUGUACCCAUGAGAGCGGAGAGGGAGGAGAUGUGUUCCUAGAGAAGAAUGUUCAUAGUGAUUGCUAUAAAAUGCAAACUAUUGUUCAAAUUGUGUGGCAAACCUUACAUAUGUGAAUAUGGAACUGUCAAUUUUAUUUAAGGAACAGAGCCCUCAGUCUGUGCUCUGCAAAGGGCAGAAUGGGGAUUACCAUGGCUAGGGCAGUUCUGCACAGCUUUUAUAGGGAAAAUCCUUAAGCGCUUUGCGUCGCCAUGCACCGUCAGGACCUUUGGCUUGCCGGAUCCAUUCAGAACUGAAAAACUUCAAGAGCCAAUUGGUCCCUUUCUGUCUGACCGCUCCAUUACUAAUGCUGAUGAACGUGCAGGAAAGAGGUUGCUAUUCAUGAGCAGCUGGUUUAAAAUUGUGCUUUCUCAUUGGAUUUUUAUAUAUGGAGUGAGCAGUGUCUUAGGGAGUCAGACUUGGCCUCAUCUGCAAGACUCCAGGUUGUAACGGAGUGGUUCAUUGACACGGAGCUGUCAGUGGCAGAGGGCAGUGUGGAACUGCUGCAGCAUCAAACACAAGUGUACAGCUAUGCGGCGUCCUGGGAUAAAAACAAUUUUCAGCUGUUCGAGGGGGCAAAAAGAGGUGAGACCCUAUUGACCCCUGAGUGGGUUAAGGACAACGGAUCCCAUGCUUAGCUUAACAAAUUGAAAUGCCUGGGAUUUAGGAAGGUAAAGCAACAUUUCUUUCCAAUACUCUUUUUUUUUUUUCUGUAAAGGCUUUCACAAUUUAUUUUUUUGAUAGAAAUCUAAAAUACCGUAGAGGCGUCCAUUAAGUUGUCUAUGUACCUUUUUCCUGACAGUGUUUAUGAUAGUGGUGGGGACGAACACAGUGGAGACACAGUAGAACUUUUAAAUGUCUUUCGCCACGUGCCUUGUGAUUUAGGACACCAGAAAUCUAAAUAUUAAAUAUCAAUAUUUGAGACUAUUUUGUGUAAAUGCUUUGUUUAUAGGAUUUCUCACUUGGGUCUGUGGGUGUCUCUGUGGAAUGUCAGAAAAGCCACAUGCUGAUAGGCUUUCAUCUUUCAGCUGAAAAUGCGUGUUUACAUCUUCUGUGGCUCAUUGACUCAUUAGCAAACUUUGGUUUAAGGGCUGUUGUGAGAUUUUGUAAACCACACAACUAAAUACUGCUAAUAAAACAGCCAUUCCAUGUACGGCUUAAAGAGAAGCCCGUUCAGAUAACAAGACAAACUAAUCCUGCAAGCGGUGUCUAUCUUAAAAAACCCUUUCACUGGCAGUGUUGCACUGUGCACUAAGUAACAAAUGAUGCUGCUCCUGUUUCGUCCUUUUGGUUAUAAUGUUUUGCUGGGUUCUUUGACAAUCCCAUAAAGCUCAGCGGGUAUUACGGUGUGCUUUUAUUUAAGUACACACUGCUGUUGUGCAGCGAUACUUCUAAUGCCACAUCUUGUCCAAAUGCAUUGUUGUCUCUGUCAAGGUUAUCUACAUGUAGAUGAAUAUAAAUCCAUUUUACAUAUCCGAAUAGGGCUACACCAGUUUCCAUUACGUCUUACAGAUAUUAGCACUUUUAUGCUAUUUAUGUACUUCAAAUGUUAGAGGGUCAAAAUAAUCUUUCCGCUUAGCAUCUCUCACCUGCAGAUAUAGCAGGGAUGUUAUAUUUACUUCAAUAUGUGUAUAAACUAUGCAGAUUUUUUUUUAAUAAAAUGUAAUAUAUUUUAUAAGCUAAUAAGACUGAAUGGUAAUUAAAGGUUUCUAGCGUGCGUUACUAUAACUUGCAAAUAUGGAAACAUUUUGGUAAUCUUUCUUACUAAAGAUGUGAAUGUUUAAUGUACUUUUACUGUUUCUACUUUGGUAGCCAAUGGGAAUUCAGUAAUGACAUUUUGUCAUGUUGAACUGUGAACAGAAAUUUGUACUGUACAGUCCUCAUACUAUAUUUAGUACAAAAUACAUAUCUAUGAUAACUGUUAAUAAAGCCAUCAGAAUAUUA